Molecule: messenger RNA, 591 nt
Organism: Bradysia coprophila
Lineage: Eukaryota; Metazoa; Arthropoda; Insecta; Diptera; Sciaridae
Source: RefSeq, a predicted model, not a curated record
UUAUUAAUAUUAAUAUAUUAAGAUACUUUGUUUUCUUUAAAGUAAAAAAAAAAUCCUAGGCCUGUCCAACGUCGAGUUUAAGACAAUUAGAUUAAUUUAGAUACACUUAGCAAUGGGCAGUUUAGAUAAGGCUUGCAUAGCAGGAUUUUUGUGUCGCUUAUGUUCGGAAAUGCACAGAACAGUUAUUCACAUAUAUGGUGAUAAGGGAAGAAGCUUAGGAUUAGCACAAAAGAUAAAUGACUAUUUACCUGUAACAAUCACACCAACCGAUCCACUACCAAAAACAAUAUGUGAAUCUUGUAUGGGUCGAGUUGAACAACAUCAUGAUCUAAUGGUUAAAAUGACUAAGAGCCGGGUACACUUUGCACAACUGCGACAGGUUCGAAUGCAAUUGCAUAGAUAUUCCCAAUCAACAAACAGUCAAAGUGAAGCUUCAUCUGUUGAAAUCAGCAAUAGAGUGCCAACGAAUGAAGUUAGGAGAACGUCACAAUCACAUAACAAUGAUAAUCAAAUAAAUGAUGACGAUGAUGAUGAUGCUAGUAGUAAUGAUUCGGAUGAAAAUAUAUAGUUUAAAAUGUAAAAAAAAAAUAA